ACAAGGGACCAGUCACAGCAUGACGGGCAAAGCGGGGGACGCGCUGGCCCACAGCCUGCCCGGCAAACCCCAACCCCCCGAAGGCGCGCCUCCUCCUAUGCCGGCCUCCGGUUCUAAUGGGGCAGGGGGUGUAGUGGGGGGCUGUGCCGCAGGGGCCAAGCCUAGCUCGGGCCCUACAGCACCACGCUGCACCGGCUUCGGCAUUCAGGAAAUCUUGGGCUUGAACAAGGAGCCGCCUUCCCAACCUCGCGCAGCCCUGGACUCCUUACCCGCCGGGCACCUGCUGGCGGCCCGCUCCGUCCUCAGCCCAGGCGGGGUGGGCGGCAUGGGCAUGGGCUUGCUCAGCACCGGCAGCCUCCCGGGUUUCUACGCGCAGCCCACUUUCCUGGAGGUAUUGGCCGAUCCGCCCAGCGUACACCUGCAGCCGCUGGGCAGAGCCCCCGCGCAGCUAGACACCAGCCAGACGGCCAGCUCAGAUUCCGAAGAUGUUUCCUCCACGGACAGAAAAAUGUCGAAAUCGACCUUAAACCAGAGUAAGAAGCGAAAGAAGAGACGGCACAGGACAAUCUUCACAUCCUACCAGCUGGAGGAACUGGAAAAAGCAUUCAAUGAGGCUCAUUAUCCUGAUGUUUAUGCAAGAGAAAUGCUGGCUAUGAAAACAGAACUUCCUGAAGAUAGAAUACAGGUUUGGUUUCAGAACCGACGGGCCAAAUGGCGAAAGAGAGAAAAAUGCUGGGGAAGGAGCAGUGUAAUGGCAGAAUAUGGCCUGUAUGGUGCAAUGGUUCGUCACUCCAUCCCACUGCCAGAAUCCAUACUGAAAUCAGCCAAGGAUGGCAUAAUGGAAUCCUGUGCUCCUUGGCUGUUGGUUCAAGAUGGCUUUCCCAUGCCCAGGCGCUUUUCUAAACCCGAAUACCAACAAUUCUUUUUAGGGAUGCACAAAAAGUCUCUGGAGGCAGCGGCUGAGGCAGGAAGGAAGCCGGAGAUGGAACGCCAGGCCCUGCCCAAGCUUGACAAGAGUGACAAGGAAGAAAGGGGGCCAGAUUCCAAAACCACCAUUUCCCAGGAGGAACUCAGAGAGAACAGCAUUGCUGCCCUCAGGGCCAAAGCUCAGGAGCAUAGCACCAAAGUCCUGGGGACCAUCCCUGGAGAUCCUCCUACCCCAGUCAGGAAGCCAGAGAAAGAGGAAGAGGCAGCCACGGCAGAGGAUGACCGGCAAAUGGAAAAAUCAGAUUUAUUACAAGAGGAUGAAAAACUGGUUUAGAAGGAAGGGAUGAUGGGAAAUCAGCCAUCUUCUUGAAGACUGACUCAUCUAGUAGCUUCAGCCUCCUCUCAGACUAAUGGGGUCCUUCCUGUAGUCCCUUCUCACCUGGAGGGUGGAUCCACUUGAUCUCUAUACAUUUCAGGAAAUCACAGGCUAAGGCCAUCUUGUGUUGGGUGUGUUCAGAGACUGAUUCCCGCAGGAGCAUAUUGCCCCUGCAAUCUUUGCGCUCAGGAGCCCUUGGGCUCUGCCUCCCUCCAUUUCAAGAAGGGAGAGAAAGGUGGACAUUGAAUACCUUCACAAUUUAUUAUUAUAUUGCCCCCCCCCCACCUGCUAUUCAGCCUCCAUUACUCCAUUUUCACUUCAUCUUUAAAAAUAAUCAUCUCAUUAUCUAGAUUCACACAUUGUGAUAAGCCAUGCUUUAUUUUAACCAUGAUGUUUUGAGUAAGCUUCAAUGUUUUACUGUCACAUUUAAGCCAUAUAUCUUAGUUUACAAGUUACGGUAUUUGACUCAGACAACAUACUAAGCCAAAGCAAACAAACCAUAUAAUGGCUUACCAUGCUGUCUGUACUCAGUGAUCAAAAUAAGUAUUUUUCUCCUUGACUCGGUCAGGUUGUUAGCUUUCCCAGAAGAGAAUAAAAGGCUUAAUUAUGCAUAUUUAUAUUUUCAUUUAAAACUGCCCAUUGUCUGACAUUAAGGCUAUAUAAUAAAGGAACCAAUCUUUUUCCAAAAAAUCAAUCCAAACUUAAAAAUUGAUCAGGUGGCAACCCUAUCUCAUACUGAGUUUGUUCGUGAUUACGGUAUCAGCAUUGUUGAUUGAAGAGGUUCAGCUGCCCUACUCUAUUAACACAAUGUGAACCUUGCCUAAAUAAUAUCUAAUUUUGGACUGUUUAAGGUAUUCAGCUGUAGCUUGUCACAGCCUGCCUUUGCUUACUAUCUUGAAAUAAGUAUGCCAUUUUUCCCUAGAGCAUUUCAGGAGAAAUCAUAUCAAUAAAAUAAAAUAUACUUGUACAACACUGAGUUGAUUCCAGUGAAGAUUAUAUUCCAUAUAUUGUAAAAUAAUCAUGAAUUGCUUGGUUGGGAAUGGAGCACUUAGGUACCAAGACUAUCUGGAUGCCAUAUUGUGUAAUUCAGAUCCCAGCCAUUUUUUCCAAUCUUUUAUGUUUAGCUUUAGAUAGGGUAGUUGAUGGUGUGAGAAAUGCAUCUAAGAGAUAAAUUCCAGUUGUUAUACUUGAUAUUCAAUAUCCCUAAGUGACUGUGAAUAAUGACUUAAUUAAGCAAGAGCGUGGUUUCAUCUGCUUUUGAGCCUGGAUGGCUUCCUUAUGGUUCACAAAUUCAAGUCAAGAGAUAGAGAGUAAGACUUACCUCUAGUAGUGAUGUUUCUUGAGAAAGAAACUUUCACUUACGUUUUAGAAACCUAUUAGUACUGCAUUGUGUUUAACAUGAAAAUUCUAUCAGAAGUGUUUGAUCAUAGUGAUCAUUCAUUAACUAUCUUUGCUUGGUGUUGCAGUCAGCAAAUGGUAAAGAUAGAAUCACAAUACUGUAUUAGCAAAUACUUAUAAUCAGUUUAUGGUCAUUUAAGUAAUCAUAAUAAAAUCAAGUCAUGUACACAUUGCCUAAGAAAUUCAGUUUCAUAAGAACACGGCUCUCUUCUUUUUCAGUGAAGGCCCAUGAUAGCAAGUCCCCAUUUUUUUUCUGUCUUUAUUUUUAACCAGCUGUUUUAUUUAUGAUUGAUUUUCCUUGCUGAUAUAAUCCUUUUCUAUGUCUCCCAGUUAUCUGGUGUUUUAGAUUAUAACUCAUGGUGUGUAAAUAUUGUAUAUAUGGUAAGAAAAGUUGGUAUUUGAGGUGUUUUAAGAUAAAAAGCUGUAACAACUAGUCUUUGAAACUUGUGAUUUUGUGCCAUUUUUCUGUAAAGAUAUAAAUCAGAAUAAAUCCAAACUGAAGAUGAACAAGAAUGAUGCAGUAUAACUAAUAAGUGCUGUUUAGAUAUUGCAACACAGGCAGUAUCUGAAUCAAAUAAAAUCCUUUUUAUGGCCUUUAGGCCACAAUGGGCUGUAUCUCAGCACAAGACAAAAAUAAUACAAAAGGGACAUUUACAGCACAUUAGUAACUCUAUAGAAAGCUUCAAUAAGAUAUUUGAUUAGUAUUGCUGCUUUUCUGGCCUUCAAUGCAUAACAGAAGCUUAAAACAGUGAAGCUUUUAAGAGAAAUCACCAAGUUUAGAUGAAUCCCCCCGGCCUUAAUGCUAAAUGAGAUGAACCACUUCCAACACUUCUCUUUUAAGCACUGAGGAAGACUGCAUUGUUUCCAACACUUGAAUCAAAAUGCCAAGACACAUUAUGUCCAGUUGUGUCCAUUCUGGAUUCUUAUAAUUAUAUCGGGCUGAAAAAAUACCCAAAACAAAAAUCAAAAUUAUUUCUCAAAACAGCUCAUGAAUUUAUUAAACUUUACUAUCCUUACUAAUAUUAGGAGAGAAAGCCACUGGGGACAAAUUCAUCAGCCACCAUUACUUCAGCACCAGAAAUAAGAUUAAACAUAAAGAUGCCAGAGAACA
Pantherophis guttatus is the source of this 3812-nucleotide messenger RNA. RefSeq names its product visual system homeobox 2 (gene VSX2). Gene Ontology annotation, biological process: regulation of transcription by RNA polymerase II. The record is from RefSeq and is a predicted model, not a curated record. Gene Ontology annotation, cellular component: nucleus. Gene Ontology annotation, molecular function: DNA-binding transcription factor activity, RNA polymerase II-specific; sequence-specific double-stranded DNA binding. Lineage: Eukaryota; Metazoa; Chordata; Lepidosauria; Squamata; Colubridae.